Myxocyprinus asiaticus (Chinese sucker) is the source of this 3769-nucleotide messenger RNA. Its product is annotated as cyclic AMP-responsive element-binding protein 3-like protein 3-B. Gene Ontology annotation, biological process: regulation of transcription by RNA polymerase II. Gene Ontology annotation, cellular component: nucleus. The coding region runs from base 84 to 1388 and encodes 434 amino acids. NCBI's taxonomy places the organism in Eukaryota, Metazoa, Chordata, Actinopteri, Cypriniformes, Catostomidae. The record is from RefSeq and is a predicted model, not a curated record. The transcript is spliced from 10 exons. Gene Ontology annotation, molecular function: DNA-binding transcription factor activity, RNA polymerase II-specific; RNA polymerase II cis-regulatory region sequence-specific DNA binding.
CUGACAUACUCCACAUUUCUCUUUGGAUUUAUUCAUUUCGACUAUUUUCUUGUAUUGCUGUAGAAAGUUCUAGCGCGUGGAAUAUGGCACUUCUCUCAGACAAGGCUUAUGCUGGGUUUGAACUCCUAGAUCUUCUCCUUGAGCAGCCCCAGAAGACUUCUCAUAUGGAUGGUAAUGGUGAUCAUGUCAACCCCACCUGGUCAAUCACAGAUCAAAGAGAGACUGUGUGGCAUGGUGUAGGUGUUGUUGAUAACUUCCUGGACUCCCUACUGCGUACAUCAGAAUGUGUGUUGAAUCCCUGCUCACCUCUGUGGGUCUCGUCCCCUUGUGACAGCGGAAUCAGUGACGACACCCCAUCAGAUCACCUGGACAGCCCCCCGCCACCCCACAGCCCACUUUUCGACUCCGUCUUCCACCCUCACCAUCCUCAUCUUCAUCCUCAGGGUAUUCCUCAACAGAUAGAGGAGCACGGUGUACUUCCUGCAAACACAGGGCCUGAUUUCUCCAUUGAUCUGGCUGAUUGGGAGGCAUGUCUACUCUCAGAUCGUCUGACAGACUCUGAGUGUAUGUCAACAGUGCAGAGAGUUCAACCAACUCCAGUUUACCAGCUCACCGUUAAGGACCUGCUUCUCUCCAGUAUCGGAGAACCGUCAAAACCAUCCGCCCAGCAAUUGCAGCAGAAUCUGGUUCUAAGUGAAGAUGAAAAGAAACUUUUAGCCAAAGAAGGAGUCAGUCUCCCCAGCCAGCUGCCUCUUAACAAGUAUGAAGAGAAGAUUUUGAAGAAAAUUCAGAGGAAAAUCCGUAACAAGCAGUCAGCGCAGGAAAGUCGGAAGAAAAAAAAGGAAUACGUCGAUGGAUUGGAGGACAGGAUGGCUGCCUGCAGCACCCAGAAUCUGGAAUUACAGAGGAAAGUCCUACAGCUGGAGAAGACCAACAUGUCUCUGAUGGAGCAGCUGCGUAGUCUGCAGUCUCUGGUGAUGAACAGCUCCAGUAAACUUGCUCAAACUGGCACCUGCAUCCUGGUGCUGGUCCUCUCUUUCUCUCUCAUUCUGAUCCCAAGCCUCCAGCCCAUCUCCCACAGGAGGGCCACUGGCCCUGCGGACUUCGGCACUGCCAAAGUUCAGUCCAGGUCACUGCGCUCUGUGAUGGAGGUGUACAGCAUGCAGGCCGGCUUCUCCGUGGAAAGGGAUGCUGACGUGUCCUCUUCGCCUCGUGCAAAACUUCGGCUCAGACCUGAGUAUGCCGACAUGGACUCCCUGCUUAACAACCAUAGCCAUGGAGACCAUGAGCAUCACAACGGUGACCCCAUAACGGGUCACGCAGCCACACUGAACUGGAUAAUGCACCCAGAGAAAGGACUGCAUCAUCAGAAAGACAGGAAGGGAUAGGCGGGAUUGACUAUCGGCAAAAGGCCGCUAGUCCAUGUUGCAGCUUAUUCUGGCCAAGAACCGCCCACUUAGACAGGACGAGACUGUCUGACUGACAUGUAAAGUGACCAAUCACAGUCCGUUUUGUUUUAUGCUUUUUAGGGGCGGGUUUUCUGGAAUAGAUUAUACCACAAUAAAAGACUGGUGUGUAAAAAGGAAUAAUUCAAACAAUGGUGCAGCAGUCUCCGCAAAAUGUUGCACAGAGAAUGCUGAAAAAAAUAGCAGAAAAUGUGCGUAGACUUGGUGGUCAGAAAUCAUGUCCUUUAAAAGUACUGAUUAUUUUGCAGCUAUUAUUCAGAAAAAAAUAGCAGUAUGUCUUUGAGACAUCUGAUGCCACUAAAGCCGAAUUUAUGUAAUGGAAGAAGCUGAAAUUUCUUUCUCCUGAAAAAACUAAAGGCGAAAUAAUUUUACUAUGUGUGGUGUUGUUGUGGAAAUAAAUAAGGAACAUGACUUCCCAACAAUUAGUUUUAACCAAUCAUCAACGCUCUUCCACUAGCCGAGUUCUCCAUGGUGAAGAUUUUCAAGAAUGUGUGCGAACAGCAAAAAUAUCACCAAAUGAACCUUAGCACAACAAAAAACAUUAGUGAAUUUCUUCAUAAUUGUUCGCCAAGUAAGUACAAAUUAGUUUUAACUUGAUAAGCUUUGGUAAAUCCAAUAAUUAAUUCUUCCUAAAAAAAGUGUCCAUUGUAUCAACCUAGUAGCCACUUUUUAAACACAGUUUAGUUUUGAGGCAGACUGAUAAAAAAACAAAAAAACAAAAACGGUGUGCUUUAGUUCCGGAAGUUGGGUAAGCCCAGCCAAUCGGAUCAGAGCUUGCUGUUUUGUGUGCAAAAUACAUGUGAUGGCAAGUGAACAGACUUUGAGCAGUCCGCAGGCAUGCGAUCUGAGGGUGAGACUAGGAAACAGUAUCCACAAGGUUGCGCCAAAACUUAGAUGUAUUUUGGCCUGUGUUUUAAACCUUAGGGAAGAGAGUAAUCAUUCAAUGCUGCACAUCGCAACAAGAGAAAAGUUCCUGCCAAGCAUUUUGCAGGUCACUCUGCAAAGAUCACUUUUGCCUCAGCUGUUUGAUGAACUCAGAUUGAUGAAUAGACGGCAAAUCAAGCAAGCAACUGCAUGCAGCCACAGCAACUCUGGCCGCUAAAUUUUAGCUCUUGCGUUCUUUUUGCUGGCAUUAAUGCCAAACCCAAUAUUCAGUUCUCAGUCUCAGCAUAGACAACCCGAUCAGACCAAUUUCAGCUCCUGAAUGAGGUCCAACUUGUCCUCACAAAAACUUCAUGUUGCAGUUCCUUUUGUGUUAAUAAUGCAAAAAUCUUAAUCCGAGAGGUCUCUGAAAAAGUGUUUGAAUGUAAUCAUAUUCUAUAACCCAUUCUGUUCAGUGCACAGAACUCCCUAAAGCAAUGUGACUCACGGUCAAGCAUGGUUCCUGAAUUCUAAACAACAAUUUUUGUGGCUCCAUGCAAUAGAUUCGUGAUCUGUUAAAUAUUAUUUAUAACAAGCGGCUGCAAACUCUUUAAUGGUUGCAUAAAUAACCAGAAAAGAAAGCUGUAGUUUGUUCUCAGAGGCAUUUACCCCUGGUCAGUUUGUACUCACUCUCUUGCUCCUUAGUCGACCUUCGUAAACCUGCAGCUGUUGCUUAACAAUGGAAAUAUCUGUAUAAUUGGGCCCGUGGAGUUACUGCACAUAUUGACACUGUAAAAUCAACAGUGGUAAAGGGCAUUUAUUGGUGUCAGUUUGUUAAAAAGCACCACUGCCUUUCGCUCCAACGUGCAUGCAUGUUUCAAGUGCAGAAAUUAAUUGUUGAUAUGCUUUAGAGGUGGAGGAGAGGGCAAAAAGGAAUAACAAUUACCCCUGUUUCCACCAGCUCAUGAGGUCAGUCCUUCUGCAUCGAAACACAGCACCACUGGCUUUCAGUCUGCUUGGGUUGAGUUCUACAAAAUGCAGUGUAACCUUGGAAGGAACGGAAGGGGGAGCAUAGACAUUAUUUACUGAACAUCUCUCCAUCCCUGUGGGUUUCUUUAAAUAGUUGAUAUCUUUGACAUUUUGAAAAGCAUAAUUGAAUCAUUGAGUAUAUCGAAUUUUACUAAGGAAUAGCUCUGAAAAAAAAAACCAUAGCUCAUUUUUCAGGAGUUCAGAAAGAGUUGAGAAAGGGUUUCUUUUUCUCAAGGUAAAUGGUUUUAGAAGAAUCUCGAAAAGAUAGAAGAUGCUGACUGACUUCAAUGUUAUGUAUUUUUUUUUUUUUCUGAAUGUAGAUUCAUUUCCAGUUGUAAAUAAAUGACCACUGGUAUUGUGUGUAAAUGCUGUGUGGGUAUUGCUUCAUCCCAGUCGUCUUAAAUAAAAAUGUC